UCCCUCUGUGCCCAGAGCCCCCGAUGUCGGCCAACGUCACGAUGAAGCCCCUCUGUCCCCUCCUGGAGCAGAUGAGCCACCUCCAAAGCCACAGGAACUCCAGCACCCGCUACAUUGACCACGCGUCAGUGCUGCUGCACGGGCUGGCCUCGCUGCUGGGCCUGGCGGAGAACGGACUCAUCCUCUUCGUGGUGGGCUGCCGCAUGCGCCAGACCGUGGUCACCACCUGGGUGCUGCACCUGGCACUGUCUGACCUGCUGGCCACUGCCUCCCUGCCUUUCUUCACCUACUUCCUGGCCGUGGGCCACUCCUGGGAGCUGGGCACCAUCUUCUGCAAGCUGCACUCCUCCAUCUUCUUCCUCAACAUGUUCGCCAGCGGCUUCCUGCUCAGCGCCAUCAGUCUGGACCGCUGCCUGCAGGUGGUGCGGCCCGUGUGGGCACAGAACCACCGCACGGUGGCCAUGGCCCACAGGGUAUGCCUGGCGCUCUGGGCCCUGGCCGUGCUCAACACCGUGCCCUACUUCAUCUUCCGGGACACCAUCCCGCGGGCGGACGGGCGCAUCAUGUGCUACUACAACGUGCUGCUCCUGAACCCCGGGCCCGACCGCGAUGCCACAUGCAACUCGCGCCAGAUGGCCCUGGCCGUCAGCAAGUUCCUGCUGGCCUUCGUGGUGCCGCUGGCCAUCAUCGCCUCGAGCCACGUGGCCGUGAGCGCGCAUUUGCACCACCGCGGCCGCCGGCGGCCCGGCCGCUUCGUGCGCCUGGUGGCGGCCGUGGUGGCGGCCUUCGCGCUCUGCUGGGGGCCCUACCACGUGUUCAGCUUGAUGGAGGCGCGGUCGCACGCGGACCCCGCGCUGCGGCCUCUCGUGUGGCGCGGGCUGCCGUUCGUCACCAGCCUGGCCUUCGUCAACAGCGUGGUCAACCCGCUGCUCUACGUGUUCACCUGCCCCGACGUGCUGCGCAAGCUGCGGCGCUCGCUGCGGAGCGUGCUGGAGAGCGUGCUGGUGGACGACAGCGAGCUGGGCGGCGGGGGCAGCAGCCGCCGCCGCCCCUCCUCCACCAACACCUCGGCCUCCGCCUCCUCGCUGGGCGGCCGCCGCCUGUCCCCGCUCGGGCCCGCAGGCCUGCUCGGCUGUCUGCGGGGUGGCCGCGCGGCGCCCCCGCAGAGGGACCGGGCCCGAUCCCAGGACGAGAGGGGCCCCCUGAACCGGGCGCUGCGCACCAGCUCGGCGUAG
This is a messenger RNA of Kogia breviceps (pygmy sperm whale), 1235 nucleotides long. RefSeq names its product prostaglandin D2 receptor 2 (gene PTGDR2). The record is from RefSeq and is a predicted model, not a curated record. Gene Ontology annotation, molecular function: G protein-coupled receptor activity; complement receptor activity. Lineage: Eukaryota; Metazoa; Chordata; Mammalia; Artiodactyla; Physeteridae. Gene Ontology annotation, cellular component: plasma membrane. Gene Ontology annotation, biological process: inflammatory response; phospholipase C-activating G protein-coupled receptor signaling pathway; positive regulation of cytosolic calcium ion concentration.